GGUUCGGGCCGCUGGUUAGUACUGAGUAUUAGGAAAUUCUUUGGGGGAUUCAAAGGAGGUUUACCAGAUUAAGACCCUCUACGCCCUAUCACGUGAAACAGACCCUAUAAAGUCUUGAGCUUCAAAACGUCCAGAGCUUCUAAAUUAAAGUUGAAGACACAAACCAAUACUUGGGAGAAUUCAAACUAUUAAAAAAUGGCGGCAUAUACCUUACCGGAGGGGUUCAAUGAUUUCGAUAUGUUUGCAUUCGGCACUGCUCUACUUGUUGAGGGCCUUCUGGGUUUUUUUCUGAACUCGAUAGCAGCGCUGUCUUUCUUGCUAGUUAGGGAGCAGCGAACGCCAAGCAACUUCUUAGUGUUCAAUCUGAAUAUUGCUGACCUUAUGCUCAAUGUGAACGGCCUCAUUGCCGCCUAUGCCAGCUAUAUGAGGGUCUGGCCCUUUGGUCAGGAGGGAUGCAUCAAUCACGGCUUUGAGGGCCUGAUUUCCAUUUAUGCAGCUAUCACCCUUAUUGCAUUGAUUUCAUGGGAUAAGUAUCACUAUUACUGCACCAAUCAGCCGUUGUUCUGGGCCACCUCUGGAACCAUGUGUGUCAUGGUUUGGGUAUUUGCCAUCUUCUGGGCAUCUUUCCCUCUGCCCUCUUUUGGCUGGGGGGAGUUUGACUUUGAGCCAAUGAAGACCUGCUGUACGCUGGACUACACCAAAGGAGACAGGAACUACAUUACCUACAUGCUCACUAUAUCCGUCUUCUACUUCGUCUUCCCAAUGAUGAUGAUGCAGAGUUCCUAUAGCACCAUCUACGCAUAUUUCAAGAAGACUCACAAAUAUAGGUUCAACACCACUAUUCCAGUGAGGACACUGCUGUUGACCUGGGGCCCGUAUGUGGCCAUGUGCAUGUAUGCCUGUGUAGAGAAUGCCAAAUUGGUCUCACCGAAGCUAAGGAUGGUGCUUCCUGUGUUGGCUAAGACAUCCCCAAUAUUCAACGCCAUUCUGUACUCAUUUGGCAAUGAAGCCUACAGAGGUGGCAUCUGGCGGUUCCUGACCGGACAGAAGGUCGUCGACAAGAGGAAAUAAAAAAUGCAGCUUCAUCCACUGUGACUACAUGCAAACAGUGUCGAUCCCAAUCACAAAUAGAUUCCAAUUUGGAAGAGUUCCACGUGUGUAAAGAUAAGAGGAAGUCAAGGCAUAUUUUCAAUCAGAGCUGGAGAUGUUUGAUGUGUAGCAGAGUGCUUGUGUCUUUUGGUGAUAGAUGUUGCUUUUCCUCACCACUCUCUGCUGGAGGCCUAUGCUGUCCAGUAACUGAAGGUGAAGAGCUGUUUUGGGGCAUGGUAGUUCAAUCACUCCUGCAACAGGCCAGUUACUUUGACUUCUAAAAUAACUGAUUUGUUUCAAAGCCCCCUUUCCCCUGUGCCAUCCAUACGUUUACCUCUCUAAAAAAAUAUGUUGUAGUGGAUUUUUAUAAAAUAAAUGCCACUGUUUAAUUCCA
Clupea harengus (Atlantic herring) is the source of this 1483-nucleotide messenger RNA. It is a transcript of the gene rgrb, whose product is annotated as retinal G protein coupled receptor b. The record is from RefSeq and is a predicted model, not a curated record. Gene Ontology annotation, biological process: phototransduction; visual perception; G protein-coupled receptor signaling pathway. Lineage: Eukaryota; Metazoa; Chordata; Actinopteri; Clupeiformes; Clupeidae. Gene Ontology annotation, molecular function: G protein-coupled receptor activity. Gene Ontology annotation, cellular component: membrane.